Lonchura striata (white-rumped munia) is the source of this 2207-nucleotide messenger RNA. NCBI's taxonomy places the organism in Eukaryota, Metazoa, Chordata, Aves, Passeriformes, Estrildidae. The record is from RefSeq and is a predicted model, not a curated record.
GGGACAGCCCGAGCGGCAGCGGCCGAGCCGCGGCGGCGGUGGGCGCGGGUGGGCGCGCCCGGGAGACGCUGCUCGGGGCCAUGGCAGAGGCUCUGCCCGAAGCCGCGGUGAGGAGGAAGAAAAGCGUAACUAUCGAGGAGAAAAUUGACAUCAUAAGCGCUGUGGAGAGCGGCAAGAAAAAGGCGGAUGUUGCAGCCAAGUAUGGCAUCAAAAGGAACUCCCUGUCUUCGAUUAUGAAGAAUAAGGAAAAAGUUUUGGAAGCCUUUGAAACCUUGCGGUUUGAUCCUAAAAGGAAAAGACUGAGGACUGCUUUUUAUGCCGACCUGGAGAUGGCAUUGAUGAAGUGGUGCAGAAUUGCAGAGUGCCUGAAUGUGCCGGUCAAUGGCCCUAUGUUGCGCCUCAAGGCGAACGAUUUUGCCCAGAAGCUUGGACACAGUGAUUUUAAAUGCAGCAAUGGCUGGCUCGAUCGUUUCAAGUCGAGGUAUGGUCUAGUUUUCAGAGCUCAGCCUGUAGAAGCAGCUGCUCCUCCUGCAGUGGGUGCUCCAACUCUUUGGUACCGAAAUGUGCUUCCUUGUUAUUUAAACGAUUAUCAGGCAAAAAAUGUGUUUUACAUACAGGAGACUGGGUUGUUAUAUCAGAUGUUACCACAUAACACGUUUGCAUUUAAAGGGGAAACUUUUUCUGUAAGUGAACAAAGCAAAGAGAGCAUCACUGUAGUGAUGGGUACAAAUAUGGAUGGCUCUGAGAAACUCCCACUGCUCAUUAUAGGAAAAAGCAAAAGUCCACUCUCUUUCAAAGAUGUGAAAUCACUGCCAGUGGAUUAUGAAGCAAAUGAUAAGGCGUGCAUGACUUCAGGAAUCUUUGAACAGUGGAUGCAGAAACUCGAUCACAGGUUUCAAGCACAGCAGCGCCGAGUGGUUAUUCUCAUUGAUUCUCUCCCAGCUCACACAGAAGUAAAGAACCUGAAGUCUGUCAAAUUAGUGUUCUUUCCUCCAGACUCUUCUUCAUGUAUAGCUGUGAAAGAAAGGAUUAUCAGAAGUCUGAAGGUAAAAUACAGGCACUGUCUUAUAAAGAGAUUUGUUGACUGUGUAGCAAAUAAUAAAGAGUUUAUGCUGACCCUUCUUGAUGCAAUUGAGAUUCUGUACCUGUGCUGGAGGGAAGUAACACCAGAGACUAUUACAAAAAGUUACAAUGGAGUAACUUUCAAAUUAGAAACUGAGACAAAGGAUAAUGACAAUGAGGUUGAAAGUGAUUUUGAUUUGAUUGCACAUGCACGGGCAGCUGGAGUAGAGUUUCCAGGCGGUUUGUCUUCGGAAGAAUACGCAGCUCUAGAUGAUGGCUUAGUAGCUUACGAAGUGCCCACAAACAGCGAAAGCACGUGUGCCAAAGAAAGUGCAUCAGAUAAAGCUGAGAUAUUUGUUGGUAAUGAAGAUAAGGAUGAAGGUGAUCAACUUCAGGGAGCUGAACAGCAUUUACCAUCCAAAAAUGAGGCUUUGUGUGCUUUAGAUACCCUUCAAAAGUUUCUCAGAAGUCAAGACACACACGAUUCUCUUUACGAUUUCCUAGCUGACUUGGAGAAUUUUAUUCAACAUGCAGCAUGUGAAUAAAUAUUUUAGCAAAGUGGGAAAGCAUGUAAUUGGAAAAAAAAAGAAAUUAUAUAAUCAAAGAUAGCUUAAAAACAACCAUUGCUGAAAUGUUCUCUGGUAUCUUUUGCUCAGCUGCCUAGAUGAACUUAACAAAACUAUGAAAAAGGGCCAUGAAGAAAUUUUCCACAAAAUCAGGAGCAAAUAACAUAUAUUUGAGGUGAAGAGAGGGAGUAAGCUGAACCCUAAAAACUCUUUCUACUGCAAUAAGUACAAUGGAGGCAAAAUAAAUUCUUUGAGCAGUUUGGUGCACUCAGGAUAAACUGUUGACCACUUGGAAUUCUUUCUUCAAAGAAACUAGUACUUCUACACAUCAAUAUUUUCACCAGUGUUUUUGGAGUUUUGACAGUAAAUAUUUAUCACCUUGGUGGUUUUGAUACAUAAACACAAAAUUGAAUAACACAGAAAAUACAUGGUUAGAUUCUGAGAAGUAAGGCAUUUUUAAAAGAAAUAUUUUUUUGCCCUUCAUCGAGAAUUCUGGCCAUCUUUACUCUUGCAGCAGAUGAUGAACAGCAGAAAGUUACCACAGCUUUGAAUGUGUUGUUUUGUUUCCUUAAAACUGUU